Gregarina niphandrodes is the source of this 693-nucleotide messenger RNA. RefSeq names its product aldo/keto reductase family protein. Gene Ontology annotation, molecular function: oxidoreductase activity. The record is from RefSeq and is a predicted model, not a curated record. NCBI's taxonomy places the organism in Eukaryota, Apicomplexa, Conoidasida, Eugregarinorida, Gregarinidae. The transcript is spliced from 2 exons. The coding region runs from base 1 to 693 and encodes 230 amino acids.
AUGAUCUGGUGCACCAAUUUCACUCCAGAGGGGAUACGAGCCCAAGUCGAUCAGCAUCUGAAAGACUUCAAGCGAUCCUCAAUUGAUCUCCUACUUCUUCAUUUUCCUGGGAACCACUAUUUAUGGGCGAAGGAUGAGAAUUCUGUCCGUGACCCGCGAAACGCUGAGACCAGGAUCAUCUGCUGGAAGACUUUGGAGGCGUUGUACGCAGAAGGUAAAGUCCGUUUGAUUGGAGUAAGCAACUACAUGGCGAAGCAUCUGCAACCCUUAAUUCAAGAUAUCGAAAAGAGAAAAGCAGCUGGGGACAAGCACGCUCGGCUCCCUUUUGUUAACCAAAUUGAGAUCUCAGCCUUCUGCCAGGUUGGCGAUGAACUUGAGCAGCUGUGCAAGCAGAACGACAUCAUAUUCACGUCUUACAGUUCCCUGGGCAGUGCGAAAUGUGUGGCCGAAAAUAUCGCACACGAAGUUAUUCAAUCGAUCGCAACGAAACACAAGGUCACGGCUGCCAAUGUUCUUCUCCGUUGGUGCCUUCAGAAGGGUUACAUGAUUCUUCCCAGAUCCACUAAGGCAGAACGUGUGAAAGAGAAUUACGGUCCUACUAUGAGUUUCAAGCUGGAUCAAGAAGACAUGGAAGCCAUCUCGAAACUUAACACAGGAAGGAGAGCUGUUCUAGACCCUCAUGACAUCGCUUAA